Molecule: messenger RNA, 8756 nt
Organism: Sitodiplosis mosellana (orange wheat blossom midge)
Lineage: Eukaryota; Metazoa; Arthropoda; Insecta; Diptera; Cecidomyiidae
Gene: RhoGEF2
Exons: 23
Coding region: 1730-7747 (2005 amino acids)
Biological process (GO): G protein-coupled receptor signaling pathway
Cellular component (GO): cytoplasm
Molecular function (GO): G protein-coupled receptor binding; guanyl-nucleotide exchange factor activity
Source: RefSeq, a predicted model, not a curated record
UAUGUGUGUCCGCAACAAUGAUUUUACUGUUGUGAUAUGCACGACAGAACGAGAGAGUGUUUGAGUUGUGAAAAAUGUUCGCGCAACAGCGAAAAACAAUAAUCUGUUUUCCUAGUUUUUUGUGCAUUUCAUUUUAAUUUUUGCAUUUUCUUCCGAUUGAUUUGAACUCUAAAUUUUUUGAGCAUAAAAACUGGAAUAGUUUUUUUUUUUUUUAGAAAAUUUCGUUAAUUUUUUUAUAUGCAAGUCUAUUCAUUUCUUUUAAAACAAAAUAAACACACCGAAACCGAAGAGAAGAAGAGUAGAAGAAGAGGAAGAAAAAAACUCGAUUCGUUGCAAUUUAUUCAGUGUGAUGUGAUCUGUUUCAUUUAUUUCUGUGUGCGUUUCCUUUUGGAAAGAAGAAAAAUAAAAUGUACGAAAAGAAUGAAAGAAAAGAAGAAAAAAAUUGAACCAAAAAUGAGUUGAGAGUUGCGGUAAUCGUUUGCCUUUUUAUUCAUUAUUUCGUCGAGUGAUGAACGAUGUUUUUUUUCUUCGGGCUUGAAUUGACAAAACGAGAAAAAGACAACGACGACGACGACGACGACGACGAAGACAACAACAACAGCCACACCAACCAAACCGCUCUACGAAACAAUAGAAAGUAAAUAGAAAACAAACAUUGAGUGUGAAAAGAUGUGAAAAGAAAUAUAAAUGAAAAACAAUUUGAAUAGAACAACAACAUCAUCACAGAGCGAAAGAAACAAAAUAUAAAAUAUCAUAAAACAAUGAGAAAUUCGUGACGAAAACACACACAAAAAUAUUUUUUAUUUAAUAUAUCAAGUACGAAUCAAAGAGACUGAAAGUGCCUUGUCUGUUUCAUUCUUCUCUCGCGCAUUUCAAUCAUAAGAAAUUAUACAAAAUAACAGCGACAACAACAUCAACAACAACAAAAUAUUGGAUGCAAAGAAAUGAUUCAAGUGAUCAAUAAUAAAAGAGUGAAAAGUGAAUAAAUAUAUCGACAACAAAUUGAAUUCGGAAUUGAAGGACUUGCAUGCAAUUGUUUCGGAUAUACAACAUUCUCGCAACAGGAAAAAAAACACACACCAUGAACUAGACACCACAAACGUGUGUGAAUUGUGUGAAUGCGUGUUCUCAGAAGAAAACAAAUUGAUGUAAUUGUUUUUCGUUCAUUCGCUGGCGAUCGCAAUUCAAAUUCUGCAAUGAACUUCAAAUUGACGAAUUUGUGUAUUUGCCCAAAGCGUAAAAAACAAUUCGAAAUUCGAACGGAAUAGGAAGGGUUUGGCGAAUGAACAAUUUUUGUUCGAAUCGAAUUCCAAGUGUGUACCCAUUUGAAUCGAAGCAAUAACAAAAGCAACUUGUACGCGUACAAAACGUAGAAUUUACAACGACAACAACAAACCGAAGAUAAAUAGAAAGAAAACGCAACAACAACAACUAUAAUAAUAAAAAAAAUUAACAAGAGAAAGAAAAAAAAGCAGCAACAGAAGAACAAAACAGCGAUUGGUUAUAGGAUUUUGUGCGCGCGCUUGCUCGCUCGCUCGCUUUCUCGACGAUCGCUCAAUUGUGUAUGCACACAAAACGACCAUUAAGAAUUUAUGGAUAACGCGUCACAGCCGGGACUGCCGGAGAGGUGAAUGGUGAAGAGGCCAAAACUUUGAAUCAUACACGAGUCGUGCAUUUAAUUAAAGAUAAGUCACCCGUUAUACUGACUGUGAGCCGGGUACAGACGAAGAUGCAACGCUCAUCAUCGAUAUCGGUUGGCACGCCGACAUCUUUAACACAGCGCUCCCCCAUCACAGCACCAUUGCCAGUCGAUACAAAUACACGACGUGAAUUAGAAUUUACGCGAAUCACAACGCUACGACUCAUGCUGGACCAAGAGAAGAAAAACUUGGAAAAUCUCAAGACAUCCAACAAUGGUAAUCGCAACGAUAUUGGACAGGCCGAAACGAAUAUAUUACGGUUACAGGAACAAUUACGUCAAAUGCACGGCGAGGAUCCAACAUUAUUGCAUUUCAAUCCAAUUUCGUCGCCGGCUUUAUUGGCCACAACGACACCAAUAUCAAAUCCGCAACAAUCAUCGUUAACACCAGCCUUCCUAUCACGUUUCCCGCGUUCAUUGUCGUCCCUCAGUUUGGGCGGUAAGAAAAAGUCAAUCGAAAAAGAUGCGGCCAAUUCAAGUCUAAUAUCGUCAAACACCAGUGCCAAUUCGGAUCAUUUACAAUCGCCGGUAACAUCGGGACUGCAUCAUCAUUCAUCGCAUAAUGCGCUGUUGUCAUCGGUGAAAAAUAAAUUCACAUCGGAACAAUCGGUUGAGUUGCGGCCGGGAUUUGUUGAUAAAAAUCGAUCAAAGAAUCAACCACCUCCAUUGCCGUUACGGAAUUUCCCGCGUCGUUCUCAGCCAGCCACAGCUCCAGAUGGUGUCGAUGGCGAGAAUCUGAUUGAUUUGACAAGCAGUUCGGUUACUGCUGCAGCAGUGGGUGUUAAGAAAAAAGGCAAAUCAUCAUCGGCUGAUAUCGACAAUAAAACCAAUAACAAUGACAAAUGCAACAAGAAUUUGUCCAGCAGCAGUUCAGUAGCGGCCGCCACAUCGGCCGCAAACAAAGUGAAAAAACGUAAUAAAGCCAAAAUCAAAGCAAAUUCCGAUCCAAAGAUUAGUGCUCAGCUGUUUAUCCAAAUGGAACGAGAGUAUGACACACAAGAUUUGAUCGCAGCCACUGGACAUUCGAUUGCAAAUGAACCGCCACCACUUCCGCCACGACAGCCCGGCAUGCUCGAGGAAAAUCAAAAUCUAAUCAACAACAAUAAAUGCGGCAGCAGCGGCGGUGGCACUGGUGGUGGUGUUGGAAAUUCACGGCCACCGUCAAAUAGCCUUGAAACUCGCAUGAAUUAUCCACUGAUUGCAACGGCAACGGCUGUUCGUGACAACAUUUCACCAUUCCCAUUAUCGAAUCGCCCGAACAUCCGGCAACGUUUACAACAAACAAAUACACACCAACACGCUCUUGGCUUGACUCCGCAUCAAAUUAAUCAACUGAACAACACGUCACCGCAUCGUCGCGUUGUAUCAUCGCCAGAACAGCAUUUACAUUCCCGUGAUUCGGACACGUUUGAUGACGAAACGACGCCACCAGGUACACCUCCGCCGCCAUAUAAAAUCAAAACGAAAUCAACUGCAUCCGAUUCAAAGCAUCCAAUGGUGCCGAAACGUAAUUAUUUUCAACAAGCAUCGAAUACAACGCAAUCAUGUUCAAAUGAAUCGGCCACCGUACAAAACAAUCCGAAUUCACAUAAUUUGAGUGAACACGAUGAAUUUAUGGCAAAUGAUAGCAUUUUCAAUACAUCCACAUCGUCGGCUGCAUCGUACGGUGCCAAUUGUAGUAACAUAUCCGCGGCACAAGCGAACAUUCUGCAGCGUCAAAUCAUUUCCAUGGAAGACGAUGAAUUGGUGGAUGAUCAGGAUUCGAUUAGCGAUGAUCACGGUCCGUUCAAAUCACUACAGCAACUGCUUGAGCCGGAGAAUACACCAUAUUUGGCGGUGUUUUUGAAUUUUGUCCUAUCGAAUUCGAAUCCAUCGCAAUUGUUAUUCUAUUUGAUAACGGGCUUGUACAAAGAGGGCACCGUCAAGGAUAUGCGAAAAUGGUCGUAUGAAAUUCAUUCAACGUUCUUAGUUCCACGUGCGCCGCUAAUGUGGCAAGGUGUUGACGAAUCGCUGGCCCGUGAAGUAGACGAUGUACUACAGAAUGAGCACGAUAAAGGGGAAAUUUUGCGGAAAAUCUUCUGGAAAAGUCGACACCGAGCCAAAGAGUGUAUCGUACAACAGUUGGCUGAAUUUCAAAUGAAACGAACCGCUGGCUUGGGUACAAUGUUUGGCCCCAGUGAUCAGCAGCUACUCGAAGCCAAAGGCGAUAAAGUGAAAGAGCAACGAAUCGUCGAAGAAACGCUAUUGCCAAAGUUGCAACAACUUCUCGACGAUCUCGAUAAAGAAUCGUCCAAUGAAUGCCCCAAGAAAAUGGCAUUGUCAUCGGCACUGUCGACCGUAUUGCAUCGCGUCUUUUUGAUCACACGUUCAACACCUGGCGGGCCGAUUGAACGUGUUCAUCAUUUUGUUAGCCGUGAAAAAAGCUUUAAAAGUCGAUUGAUUGGAAAAAAUCGAAAAAUUAUGGUGCGCGGCCAUCAUUUAGUCCUUAAACAGUAUUAUGAGGUGGCACAUUGUAAUCACUGUCAAAAUAUCAUUUGGGGCGUUAGCCCACAAGGCUACCACUGUACAAACUGCGAAUUGAAUAUUCAUCGGGCAUGCUCGCGUGUAUUGGAGGAAAGUUGCCCGGGGCCGGUACCAACCAAAAAUGACAAAAUGAGUAAAUUCAUUGAAAAAAUACGACCCGCACACUAUUUCAAUCCAGCGGAACGAACGAGACGGCAAGAGGAUGAAUGCGGUGCAGAUGAUCUCCUGCAAGUUGAUCGUCCUUCACAGGCAUCAGUGGUGCGUCAGCCAUCUGAUCGUCGAUCAGAUGCGAAUAAUUCGCUAAAUUCGACCACACAAAGUAGCCAUCAUCCCACCACAAAUGAAUUGAAUACAUCGCAUUCCAUUGAUAACGAUACAAGCGGCAUCCACACAGACGCUGACCACGAUAAUCGCGACAGCACAAAAUCGAAAUCAGCGCCCGUAUCAGUGAAUCGCUCUGAAUCGUAUAAAGAGCGACUAUCCCACAAACGAAACCAUCGAAACAAUCGCCGAAAGAUAUCCGAUCCGAGUUUAUCAUCGAAAUCCAAUGAGGAUCAACAUGUCGAUUUGGGCAUAAACAAUACCAAUUUCACAGCAAGCUCGAGUUCUAGUCUCUCAUCCAGUCUUGGCAGUAACAGUCCAUCAUUGGAAGCGGUUGGCACACCGAUCGGUGGCCAUCAACAGGGCGUUGUAUCUGCACCGCGUCAAUGGGUUGACAGUGAAGAUGAGGCCGGCGAUCCGCCCGAAGCCGACUGGAGCUCACAUGUUAGCGCCGAUAUUUUACAUACGCUUUCCGAUGCGGAAAAGCGACGACAAGAAAUUAUUAAUGAAAUCUAUCAAACCGAACGAAACCAUGUGCGGACACUUAAAUUGCUCGAAGGUGUAUUUAUGCGACCGCUACAAGAGUCAUCGGCGCUAACACAAGAACAUUUCACCUUGUUGUUUCCACCAUCGUUGCUCGUGCUAAAGGAUUUGCACAGCACAUUCGAACAACAGUUGAAACAACGGCGCAGCGAACACGGUCCAUUGGUGGGUGAAAUCGGUGAUUUACUGUUGUCAAUGUUCGAUGGUAAUGCAGGUGAUCAGUUGCGUGAGCAUGCGGCUCAGUUUUGUGCACGCCAAAAAAUCGCUCUCGAAGCGCUUAAAGAGAAGCGCCGCAAAGAUGAAAAUCUCCAGAGGUUGUUGACCAAAGCUGAAUCGCACAAAGCCUGCCGACGUUUACAAUUGAAGGAUUUAUUGCCAACCGUAUUGCAACGGUUGACCAAAUAUCCGCUGCUGUUUGAAAGUUUAGCCAAAAUUUCCAAGAGCACAUCACCGGCCGAUAACGAAAAAGAGGCCAUACAACGGUCCAGAGAAUUGUCCAGACGCAUUCUCGAUCACGUCAAUCAAGCUGUACGCGAGGCUGAAGAUACACACACCCUACAAACCAUUCAAAAACGCCUGGACAAGUCUCUGUUUGAAAAGGAACCAAAUAACGAAUUCAAACAUUUGGACCUAACACAACACAAGCUAAUCUAUGAAGGUACUCUAACACACAAAAAGCAACCACAAGAACAGCUUCAUGGUCUUCUGUUUGAAACAAUGGUCGUUUUACUGCAUAAAAAGGACGAUAAAUAUAUGCUUAAACAUUUGGUGAGCCCUGGAUCGACUGGAGGCGAAAGCAAAAAUGAGAUUCGUUUUAAUCCAAUAACAAAGAUCAACCUGAUUCUAGUUCGUCAAUCGGCUGUGGAAAAGAAUUCCUUUUAUUUAAUCAAUACGAAUGUAACGCAAAUGUUAGAAUUAACCGCUCCCAGCGCUUUAGAGUGCAAAACGUGGUUCAAUCACAUAUCAGCUGCUGCCGAAGCGUAUAAACAACGAACAAAGAGUCAAAAUCAUGACAUGACUCCGAUGGAAGAUCCGGCCAGCGUUACGAUACCGUCAAGUGCAACCGCAAAAGAGACAACAGAUCAUGAAUUUGUCACAAGUGGUACGUCGAAUAGCAGUGGCCUGAAUACAUCCACAUCAAAUGCAAGUGCGGCCGAAAAUGUUGCACACAAUCAAUUUGCUGCAGAUGGACAGAAAGAUGCAGUCGCUCGUCACAACAGCACGAGCAACGACGCCGAUGCAUUCAGUGAACAUGAUUACAUCAAUGUGAAUGGAAGCGGUGCCCGAGCAUCAGUCAAAUUGGCCGAAGAGGAUGUGUGCGACAAAUCCAAUCGAAAAUCUGAAGUAUAUUCCAAUAAUUCGAAUAACACACGAACACUGACACAACAAUCAUCGUUGGUGGCACCAAGUGAAGUUCAUGUCAGCAUUAGUCCAGCUCUAACGGCUGAGCCUGUUCUAACACCAAAUGAACGACUGAGACGCCUGGACGAAUCGAUACGACUCACUUUAGCCGAAAAGCAAAAAAUUGUUUGUGAUAUAUUUAGAGUACCGAAUGAGCAUUUUUCAGCGAUUGCAGACAUAGCUGGCCAACCAGAGGCUCCCAAGUAUUGUAAAUAUCUGCAGGAGCCAUCGGACAUUUUAUUAGCUGCAUUUGCUCAAGUUCAAUCGCUGACCGAAGCAUUGAAUGAGUAUGUAAAAAUUCCGCAAAUCAAACCAACGGAUAUGUUGGUAAAAUCAGCGUCUCUGUGUGAUGAUUGCUUUAAAACCGCUGAAAAACAGUGCCUGGAGCAGCAGCAACAACAGCAACAGCAGCAGCCGCAAAGCAAACCGACGACACAAAGUAAUAGCACAACAAGUAUCAGCAAUAAUAGCAGCCAAUCGUCAUCAACAACAUCAACUGUGAUUAACAAUAAUAAACUAGCCGAAUUAUGCGAAAGUAUGACAUCGAUUGAAGCGGCAAAUAUUUUACCAGACGACGAUGGUUACUGUGAAAUCGAUGAAAUUCGAUUGCCCGCAAUCACAAAGUCGCCAUCAAUCAAAGUCAAAACCGAUCCACGACGGCAAUCGGCCGCUGCUCCACUCCCACCACCGCCACCACCAUCCGAAGCCAACAACGACGUCGACGAGUCGAUAGACUCAGUGUAUGAUCCGUCAACGGCACCAAUCAAAUCACCGGGCAUCGAUGGCCAAUCAAAGGGCAACCAUGAUAGUGCAUCGAAUAGCGAACAAAUUUCCAGCACCAAUGCAUCGAAGAUGACGACGACAAACAAACCAACGGCGGAUGCUGAGAACACGGAAGUGAAUUAUGCAUACGAUACGUUGGCACAACCAUUGGCCGAACUGAAUUUGAACAGCGGCGAUGCAAAGGCAAAAUUGAAUAAUGGCGCCAACAAAUUGAGAUCGACCACGUGCGAAAAUCUUUGUUCAUUGCCCAUCGAAUUGAGCCCAAUUGGUCAACAGCAUGCCGUACCAUCAAUACCCUGCCACCUCAUAUCAGCCUAUGUGGCAUCAUUGAAUCUACACAUUUCACAAUUAUUGCCCAAAUUGAAUGAACGUGAUAUUGAACGUGAGAAAUUACGAAAGGAAAACCAAUUGUUGCGUGAUCGACUGAAUUCAAUGCACGAACAACGAGGAGAGAAAUUCACACAAUCGGAAAACUAGGAGUUAGAAGAGAGACAUGGCCGCGCCACUUUGCAUUUUGAAUUGGCGCUUCGAAUAGAAGAAGAAUGAGAAACACAAUGAAAAGAAAAAAAAAAUAACAAAAAAAAACAAACAAUUAGAAAUUAUAUCAUCAGAGCGACUUAAUGCUAUAACAAUUUUACCCCAAGAAAAAUGCAUUUGUAUAUCUUGGCAGUAGAUAUUUGUGAAAAGGGAAUUCCCGUUGCCUAAGUUUACAGAGUUUAAACAAUAUUUCUUCAUUUCGUUUUUGUUUUUUUCUUCUCGAGAAUGAAUCAAUUGAAAUGACCAAUAUCGUUUUUUUAGUCUAGCCUGUCAUAAUAUGCGUGUAAAGUGUUUUAACUUUGUCAUGCUGGCCUUUUUUUGUAAAAUGUAUUUGUAUUGGAAAGAAAAAGAAAAGAAAAUGUACGAGCCAUAUUUGCCGAUGCUGAGAUCAAAGACAAAAAUUAGAAAAAAAUGAGUCGUCCGAUUGAUUGUUGUCAUCAUCAUUAUCAUCGUCGUCGUCGUCAUCAAAUCUCUAUCUCUCUCCAUCCAUCGGAUUUGAAUAUUUACAGAUAAAACUAUCGGACAGCAAUUCGAUGAAAACAAUUUUACAUGUUUCUUAUGAAUAGACAUAUGUUCAUUUGUUUGCGGUAUUCAUUUAUACACAUUUCAUACACAUCCAUUAAGAUUAAUAGAAUAACGAAAAUUGAUUUUACGAUAAUGUUUCGGGAUCUGUUGAUUUCCGUUGUCGUCUAUUUGUUUUUCAUUUUAAAGGAGUGUCCCGCUUGAAAAGUUCAAUAGUUUGAGUUUAGUUGUAAUUUUCGGUUGAUUUAAACUUGAGCCUAUCAAGAGCAAAGAAAAAACGAUCAAUUUUUAUGUUCAUCUUUUUCCUAACUACCACUCUCGACAAACAUCUACUCUAUUGUGACCAGCCGAUAUGAACAAACGACAGUUUACACUCUAAACUCAUCAGAGAGAGAGAGAGAGAGAAAGAGAGAGAGAGAGAGAGAGA